This is a messenger RNA of Protopolystoma xenopodis, 153 nucleotides long. The record is from the annotation of a GenBank genome assembly. NCBI's taxonomy places the organism in Eukaryota, Metazoa, Platyhelminthes, Monogenea, Polystomatidea, Polystomatidae.
AUGGUGGUGGACAAGCGAGACUUGGAUGUAGCUGACGCCUCUGCGCCCUACCUAUUCUCCGACGUCAACUUUAUCCUGGGCGCGAACACCUGCACCUCGCUCUCUCCUCAGGGCUGUAAUGGUCCCCUGAAACCCUCAACCAACUAUGCGUAA